Molecule: messenger RNA, 470 nt
Organism: Paramecium octaurelia
Lineage: Eukaryota; Ciliophora; Oligohymenophorea; Peniculida; Parameciidae
Source: the annotation of a GenBank genome assembly
AUGAACUAACAAAGAAUAAUUGAUUCUGUUAGUUCAGAAGAUAAUUGCGUAGGGUUAGAAAUUUCUGUAUACUUUAGCGAUGAUAGUUCAAUAACAGAUGAAAAUGAAGAGGGAUAAGAAAAUUAUAGUAAUGAUGAGCAUACUAAAAUUCAAGAAGAGAUAAAGAAUUUACAAUAAUAAUAAUAUAAUUAAGCCUUUAAUAAUGUAUAAGGGUUUGUCAGACACAACAAUUAAAAAGCAUUUGAAUUGAUAGAAUAUAUACAAAAAAAUAUAAAUUUAGAUUAACAAUAAGAAAUAUAAGAAAUUAUUUUGGAGUAUUAUAGAAAAAUAUUAUUUUAAUAAUUAACAUAGGGUGUCGUGGAGAAACAUCUGAUUGCCUAAUUGGAGAAAAAACUACGCGAGAUAUGUUUCAGUUAUUCAAUUUUGAACAAUUCCAGUGGUUCAAUUAUAAUAUGAUUAAUAUAAUCCCG